AUGUAAAUUGAAUCAGACAAUUAAGUUACAAAUCAGAGUUACUCUUUUUUUAGGUAAGAGAAUACGAUUUUGGAUGAUAAAAAGUUUAUGGAAAUAUUGUAGAAAUGGGGUCUAUAACAUAGCAUCAAAGUGAGCACAUUUUUAUUUGAUAUCAAAUUUGAUCAUCUAAAUCCAAAUCAAUUUUUGUUGGAUUUAUUCAAUUCUAAGGACGUAAGAGGUUCAUUGCAUUAUGUUUCAUUUAAAUAGAAUGUGUUGCUAUCAUAGAUUAAAUUUUAACCUUUGACAUGCAAAUCCAUAAAAUUGGACUUAUUCGAUAAGUUAACAGAAGAUAAAAUUGUUGUCAAGGGUCACAUCAAGUAGUGUUUCGAGGAAUAAUUUGAAAAUAUUCAGAUAGCUGAUGAAUUACGUAAAGCACUUGUUUUGGAAGAUUCGGAACAAUAUUGUGUAUUCAAUGAAGCUGACAGAUAAGAAUUAUUAUUCAAAUUAUUCCAAAUUCUAGUUCUGGGGGGAUAGCUUUGUUAAUAUGAAGAUGAAAUACAAGCCUAUUUAGAUUGGACAAAGUAUUUAUACAAAAACACAGUCAAUGCUCGAAAAUAUGCAGAUAAGGAUGAGAUUUACAUAGAUUCUUAUGCUUAUGACAUUAGGAAAUUAGAGAACUCUUACAGUUCAGAUCAUCCAUAAAAUGUAAUGUAUGUCGUUGUGAACCCAUCAUUAAGAAUUGUUAAUAUCAUAGAAAACUAAUGGUUAAAAGUAUGGUGA
Molecule: messenger RNA, 759 nt
Organism: Paramecium tetraurelia
Lineage: Eukaryota; Ciliophora; Oligohymenophorea; Peniculida; Parameciidae
Exons: 2
Source: RefSeq, a predicted model, not a curated record